Molecule: messenger RNA, 2882 nt
Organism: Pseudoliparis swirei
Lineage: Eukaryota; Metazoa; Chordata; Actinopteri; Perciformes; Liparidae
Product: transmembrane channel-like protein 7
Exons: 16
Coding region: 94-2355 (753 amino acids)
Cellular component (GO): plasma membrane
Molecular function (GO): mechanosensitive monoatomic ion channel activity
Source: RefSeq, a predicted model, not a curated record
UCAACUCCCUGUUGAACGACAGUCUUCUCGCUCAAUUGUUUAUAAUAGUAUUUAAUAAGUUUAUAUUUGUAUAUUUUUUCACAGACGGAAAACAUGGAGGUCGUCGACUCAGUCUUCUACACUGACCAUAGUGGCCGAGUCAAAGGUAACCCGCUGUUGGACCAGCUCCCCAGCUACCAGUCCCUGCUGUACCGCAGGAAGUCAUCGACUGUUGGCCCCAAGCGAAGAAGCAGCUCCAGAGCGCGACGCGGCUCCUCUGGCAGCGGGAAAUGGGGCUUGAGCACCGUCGGCAGAAAUGAGGAGAAGCAGAAGCUUCUGAUGGCUCAGAGACCCAUCAGGGAACUCCUCAAGACCAUGGCCGAGAAACGCCGAGACAAAACCCAACGCCUGGAGGAGAACCGAGAGCUCAGCAGUUUGGGCCAGAGGGUGCAAAGCACCCGCAGGUACCUGAGGAGGCUGAGGGACGAUGCCCAUGAAUGGCUGAGCUCCUUGAAGCUCUGGAGGGGAGACAUCCACCUCAUAGAGGGGAUGUUCGGCACAGGCAUCCUGUCCUACUUCUCCUUCCUGCGCUUCCUGGUCACGCUCAACUUGAUCAUCUUUUUGCUCAUGUUCAGCUUCGUCAUGUUGCCCAUCAUCAUCGCCCCGACCGCUUCGGGAAACAUCACCUACAACCAGAACGACGGAGGGCUGUGCAGUGUUUAUCCGAGCAGCGCCCGUCGAGGUCUGGUCAUCUUCCACGAGCACAUUACUGAUCUGCUGUCGGGUGGAGGCUUUCUGGAACAGACCUAUCUUUUCUACGGCUACUACAAAGUGGACAAAAUACACUUUCCGAACAUCACUUACAAUUUGCCGCUGGCCUACCUGCUGGUCACCAUAGCCUACCUGUUCCUCAGUCUCAUCUGGAUAGUUAAAAGGUCGGCGACGGGAUUCAAGCGUAACCUGGUUCAGGACGAGGAUCGCUUUCAGAGCUUCUGCAACAAGAUCUUUUCUGGCUGGGACUUCUGCAUCACCAACGAGAACGCCGUGCGGCUGAAGAGGAGCAGUUUGCUCUACGAGCUCCGGACGGAUUUGGAGGAGGAGAGGAUCAAACAGAAAAUAGCCGAUCGCACCCGUCGGGAGAGAUGCCGGAUUUACCUCAUCCGCCUCAUCCUCAACCUCUUUGUCGUCGGCGUGCUGGCCAGCUGCUUCUACAGCAUUUACGAAGCCACCAUCUUCUCCCAGAAAGUACAGAUGGAUAAGAUAAAGGACAAUUUCAUCGUGGAUCUCAUCUACGAGUAUCUUCCCUCGAUCGUUAUCACCAUGGCCAACUUCGUCACCCCCCUCCUCUUCUCUGUUAUCAUCAACUAUGAGGACUACUCGCCCGCGUUUGAGAUCCGCUUCACGCUGAUGAGGUGUGUCUUCAUGCGGUUGACCAGUAUCGGGGUUCUGCUCUUCUCUCUGUGGUCUCAGAUCACUAAAUGUGAACAGGAGCCGUGCGUUUGCGGCUACAACCACAAGCUUUACUCCUGUUGGGAGACCCGUGUGGGCCAGGAGAUGUACAAACUCACCAUCUUUGACUUCAUCAUCAUCAUCGCCGUCACAAUCUUUGUGGAGUUUCCCAGGAAGCUGAUCGUGAACUACUGUGACUGCGGCGUGGCGAGGUGGUGGGGCCAGCAGGAGUUCGCCAUUCCUCAGAACGUGCUGGAGAUCGUCUACGGUCAGACCAUCUGCUGGAUCGGCACCUUCUACAGCCCGCUGCUGCCGGCCAUCUGCACCAUUAAAUACUUCUUCAUCUUCUAUAUCAAAAAGGUCUCGCUGAUAGCCAACUGCCGUCCGGCCGCGCGGCCGUUCCGAGCGUCCAGCUCCAACUUCUUCUUCCUGGUCGUGCUGCUGAUCGGCCUCGCGCUGGCCUGCCUGCCCGUGUCUUUCAGCGUGGCUCAGAUAAACUCCUCCCAGGCCUGUGGACCGUUUGUUAACUACAACACCUCCUGGGAGGUGCUGCCAGCCACAGUGUCCGAGCUGCCUCAUGGAAUCAAAACGCUCCUCUUCGCUCUCUCCUCGGAGGCCUUCGCCGUCUCCUUCUUUGUCGUCACGUGCUUGGCCAUGUUUUAUGUAAUCGCACUAGCUGGAGCUCACAAGAGAGUUAUUAACCAACUCAGGGAGCAGCUCGCCAUGGAGGGCCGUGACAAGCAUUUCUUGAUCCAAAAGCUGUGCCAGGCCCAGAGGCUCUCUGCCAUCAAGUCACCGGUGUCCAAAUCCCAGCCGCGCAAAAGCAGCAGCAGAAGCAGCCCGAGCUAUCACACCAGCUUCUCCAACAACUUUGACGAAGGUGUGUUUCUGGCGCACUCGCUCCACGACUCCUUCACACACGCGUGAGGGCCGGAUGUUACGGACCGGAGACCGGAGUAGAAAACCACAUGAAUAUCUGAAAGGAUGUGAGCGGCUAUGGACUUGUUGACGUUUGUGUUGUGUCUUUUCCGUGUUCUUGUGUCGACAAACUUCUUAUCAUGAAAACUACGAGGAGGCUACGAUGUUCAAGUAUUUUUUUAAACCAGAAUGAUCGUUGCCGGUCGGAUGGUUUGUGGCAUUUUUCUUCUUGUGGCAUCUUUUCCUUCCGAGAAGGACUUGACUUACUUUAUAUAACCACUGGCGGAAAAAACCUUCUGAAUUGUAUGCACUUUAAAUGUAUUAACACUAGUGUUUUCUUACUUUUUUAACUUUUGUGUCUACAUUACAGUCUGUUCAUUGUGUGUCUUUAUCAAAAACACUACGGGUGUGUGGUACUUGGUUGUAUUUUUCUAACCCAGGGCGCUAAACUGCAGCCCCCUGCUCCUUAAUGACUAAGGAUGCGUCAAAUGCAGAGAAGAAAUUUCCCACGGGGAUGAAUAAAAGUGUACAUUUCA